Molecule: messenger RNA, 2063 nt
Organism: Chara braunii
Lineage: Eukaryota; Viridiplantae; Streptophyta; Charophyceae; Charales; Characeae
Source: the annotation of a GenBank genome assembly
GGCGGCGACCCCGUCGGCAGACUGUACAGGACCGUGCGAGACUAGAUGAGGCAUUUCCACUCGCGCCGGGGAGAUUGGGGAUAUCGGCAGUUGUCUGAUGCCGAGGCGGACGAUUGUCGGGGGGACCGCAAGACCGAGCGUUGUGAGGCGUGGUGGUUUGCUCACGGACGUCAUCACCCUGAGUUGCGUAUCAUCGCCAUCCGUGUCAUGCACUUGUGGACGUCCGCCUCUCCUGCGGAGAGAAACAAGGCGCAGCACGAGCGCAUCAACACGGCGAGGCGCAACAAACUUGGGUUUGCCAAGCUAGCACAGCUGGUUGAGAUUGCCACCAAUCUCAAACUGGCCGCGUGCACACAGCAGGGUGGUGGCUACGUGUUGCCGUGGGUUAUGGGGACCGGUCGGAAGGGGACGGCGGGAAGGGGAGGAGGACGACGAGGGAGACGUGGAGCCCGAGAGCUACGGCCGUGGCCGGAGUACACUGCAGGGGCUGACGACACUCCGGACGCUAAUGCGGACGACGACACGUCCGACGACCAGUGGACGGACGAUCAUGACGCGGCCAUCAGUGGCGACGCGACGGUGGAGCGGGUGUAUUUCACUUACGGUGGAGGGCUUGACGGCAUGGCUCCACACACAUCCGUCAUCACUGACGAUGUGCCGUCGGGUGGACAGGCAAGUGGCACCAGCAGAGCCAGGGGUGGGGGCUUGGGGGAUUUGAGGGCCCCGAGACAGGGCGGUGCCUCGCCGUCGGAGCUCCGUACCGACCACUUCGAUGUGCGGGACCGUAUGGAGACCGCGGAGGAGCGAGAUGCCCGGCUGGAUAGAGACGAGGAGGAGCGGCUGCAUACUUUGCCGGGAUGGGAGGGUCGGUUUGCGUAUCUAUGGGAGCAGCGUCGACUGAGGGAGUUGGAGACAGGGGGGGGGUGGCGGCGUGGAGAUGUCGACGGCGACCAUCACGGCGAGGACGAGGACGGGUCCGACGACCGCGAUGGCAGUGACGACCACGGUGGCGACGACGAUGACGAGAUGCUCGUUUUGGUCAUGAGGGACCCUACACUACCUGCCCUGCGCCCCGACGACUUCACGCACGUUGAGCUCGACGCCAACGGUUUGGUGCAAGUCGGUUCACAGGACCCUUUCCCCCAUACGGGCCAUAGGAGCAGCGAGAGGCGCCCCCCUGGAGGGGGAUAUUCACCCCCGCCUUACCUCGUGCAGAACCCUCGAUGGUCGGGUUCGUCGCUUAGUGGCAUCAGAGGGAGGGAGUCCGGGGUGGUUGAGGGCGGGUCGAGCCGCCGCAGUGACGGCGGCGGAUCUUCCGGAUCGAUGCCCCCACCACCCGCACGGGCCUCGGAGGUGGGCGACGAGGAGACGGCGGCCUGUGCGCACGAGGAGGUGUCGCCGGCGGAUGGGCAGCUCAUCGACGGGUCACGGACUGCAGAGAUCGCCGCCGACCAGGCUGCAUUGGACGCGAUUCAGAGGCAGCGAGAGAUGAUUGUUGCAGAGGAGGCCGAGGACGAGGACGCUAACACAGAGUCCAAGCCGAUCGACAGUGCGGUCCGCAGACACAGAUCGGCCAUGGCCACGGCAGCCGCAGCAGCACAGGCGGCGUACAUCAGCGGUGCACAGGGCACAGGUGCUGGAGGCAGUGGAGGGGGUCCGGGAGGAGCGCAGAGUCGACAGUCCUCCGGGAGAGGCCGCGCACGUCCUCCUGCAGGGCGGGGCACGGGCCGCUCAUCUGGAGGGAGAGGGCGGCGUUAAUGUUUUUUUUUUUUUUCUUCUUUUUUCUUUUUGGUAGGACGUUUUGUUGAUAGGGCAGUUUCAUAGUUAUGUUGAUGUUGUUGCUCGAUGUGCAGCGCCAGGUCCACUGUGAUGGAUGGUACGAUCACAUUACUUUUUUGUUAGGUACUCUGUGUUACGGUUCAGAUGACGGGUCCGGUUUUUGGGUUCGGACAUGUACAUACGCAUUUCCAGUGGAGUGUUUUUUACUGCUUUGUACUUCUCCACGUUCCUCUUCUACCCUCGCUUUUGCAUGGAUGAUAUGCUAAUGAAUGUGUUGUUUCACA